AUGCCUGUUAAACAAAAAGCCCGUGUACCAGUUAUUUUUGGUGCCAUGACAUUUGGACGAGAGGGUGUCGAGCAAGCGCGUAUUCACGAUCUUAAGGAAGCUGGUGCUAUGCUGGAUCUUUUCCAAGAACACGGCGGUACAGUUGUCGAUACAGCUCGUGUGUAUGCCCAAGGUUCGUCCGAGGAAUAUCUUGGACAGCUGGAUUGGCAAGAUCGAGGUCUUCGAGUUGACACCAAGCUAUACCCUAACAUCCACGACGGAACCGGGAAAAUUACUCAUUCUGCCGAUGAUCUUCGGAAGCACCUUGAUGAGUCCCUCAACGCGCUCAAGACAGGCAAGAUAGAUCUCUGGUAUCUCCAUGGACCAGACCGCAACACGCCAUUUGAGGAGACUCUGAGAGCCUGCAAUGAACUACACAAGGAAGGAAAGUUCAACAGGCUCGGGCUCAGUAACUACAUGGCCUGGGAGGUUGCCUACAUCAGCGAGCUGUGUAUCCGAGAAGGGUGGAUUCGACCUACAGUUUACCAGGGAGUAUAUAACGCCAUCCACCGAACAGUUGAAAUGGAGUUGUUUCCUUGUCUGAGACACUACGGCAUUACAUUCUAUGCUUUCAGCCCUCUGGCGGGCAGUCAGCUAACUGGUCGGUACAAGCGUGACACUCAGGAUACAGACAUUGAAUCCAUGUCCCGCUUCGAUCCAAACACUUUCCAAGGUCGCAAGUACAGACGGCGAUUCUGGAACGAUGUUAUUUUCGAUGCGGUUGAGCUGAUUAGGGAUGAAGCUGGAAAACAUGGGCUUACAGAGAUGGAUUGUGCUUUCCGCUGGAUUGAACACCAUUCGCAACUAGACCCUGAGCGAGGUGAUUCGGUCAUUAUUGGAGCAAGCAGCAAGAGUCAGUUGGAGCAAAACUUGAACCUUCUGGAGAAGGGUCCUUUACCUAAGGAAGUUGUGGAUGCUCUGGACAGAGCGUGGUUGAUCACCAAGGGCAACGUCAACAAUUAUUGGCAUUAG
This is a messenger RNA of Fusarium redolens, 1011 nucleotides long. Its product is annotated as NADP-dependent oxidoreductase domain-containing protein. The transcript is spliced from 2 exons. The coding region runs from base 1 to 1011 and encodes 336 amino acids. The record is from RefSeq and is a predicted model, not a curated record. NCBI's taxonomy places the organism in Eukaryota, Fungi, Ascomycota, Sordariomycetes, Hypocreales, Nectriaceae.